Rotaria sp. Silwood2 is the source of this 252-nucleotide messenger RNA. The record is from the annotation of a GenBank genome assembly. Lineage: Eukaryota; Metazoa; Rotifera; Eurotatoria; Philodinida; Philodinidae.
AUGAUCAUUGAAUCUUUUCAUUUAGAUUAUCAACAAUGUGCACCGCCAACAAGUGUACAACCAUCGACUCCAAAACCCCCACAAAAAUAUCUUAGUUGUGGUGGUCGUGCUUGUUCUACAUGUGAUGGUUGCAAUGACUGGCACCGCGUUAAUUCUCAUUGGACUCUUGUCGAUGGUGGCAGAUGCACUGCAUCCAAUUAUUUUAUAUAUCUACAUCUUCCUGUACUCUGCAGCUGUAAAACAUAUUAUUGA